This is a messenger RNA of Sus scrofa (pig), 7328 nucleotides long. It is a transcript of the gene VPS53, whose product is annotated as VPS53 subunit of GARP complex. Gene Ontology annotation, cellular component: GARP complex. The record is from RefSeq and is a predicted model, not a curated record. NCBI's taxonomy places the organism in Eukaryota, Metazoa, Chordata, Mammalia, Artiodactyla, Suidae. Gene Ontology annotation, biological process: retrograde transport, endosome to Golgi.
UUUAUUUAUUUGUCUUUUGUCUUUUUAGGGCCGCAUCUGCAGCAUAUGGAGGUUCCCAGGCUAGGGGUCAAAUCGGAGCUGUUGCUGCCAGCCUAUGUCAGAGCCACAGCAAUGCCAGAUCCGAGCCGUGUCUGUGACCUACACCACAGCUCACGGCAACACUGGAUCCUUAAUCCACUGAGUGAGGCCAGGGAUCAAACCCACAACCUCAUGGUUCCUAGUCGGAUUGGUUUCUGCUGCGCCAUGACAGGAACUUCUCUUUUCUUUUUUAAAAAAGGCAUUUAUAUUUCUUUUUCUUUUUCAAAAAGGCAUUUACAUUUCUUUUUCUUUUUUCUUUUUGGUCUUUUUAGGGCCAUACCCAUGGCAUAUGGAGGUUCCCAGGCUAUGGGUCGAAUCGGAGCUGUAGCUGCCAGCCUACGCCAGAGCCACAGCAACAGCAGAUCCUAGCCACGUCUGCAACCUACACCACAACUCACAGCAACACUGGAUCCUCAACCCACUGAGCAAGGCCAGGGAUUAAACCUUUGUCCUCAUGGAUACUAGUCAGGCUCAUUAACCACUGAGCCUUGACGAGAAAUCCAAAAGGUAUUCAUAUUUCUGAUUACAAGAGUGCUACGAGCUCGUAGACAUUUGGGGAAAAUAUGCAAAAAAUAUGUUCCAUCACAUGCAGAAAAGUUGUAGUUCCUUGCUGUCAUUUUUCUAGGCAUAAAACACACACACACACACACACACACACACACGCAAACUGCGACCAUGCCAUACAUUUUGGCUUCCUGAAAUAUAUUAUGCACAUGUUUCCACAUAGUUAAAUAUUUUUAAAACUGUGAUUUUGAGUCAAUACUAUUCUAUUAUAUAACCAAUUUGUACUUUUAAGACUUCCUUUAUUGUUAGAAAUUAUAUUGCUUCCAUCUUUUCUUCACUACAGUUUUGAUUUUAAAAAAAGCAGCAGCAGCAGCAGCUCAUUGGGGCCAAAGAGUUUCAUAAUGUUUAACUGGUAAAACAGCUCCUUCUUUGGCUGCAAAUAUCUCAUUGUUUUAAGUGUCUAGAAGAAAAGUUGGUUCCACAGGGUGACCUGACCUCUUUUUUUUCUUGUGGCGCAUAAGGGCUAGACACCCUCAUAUUACAUGUGUUACUAGCUUAAAUUUGCAGAGCACUUUUAGUAUUUAAUUCCUGCCCCAUACUUGCAAGGCAAACAAGGCCAAAAUCACACAGCUCAUCAGACUUCGACUCCACAUACUGAAUCUCAAAGUCAUUAUUUUCGCAGCUGUGGGGCACUGCCUAAUCAUCUGGCUCUUUCCCGGCACCCCCCACUCCGCCCCCGCAGGAAGUUGCAGGCACCUCCAGAAAGCUUCCCCGGAGGCUUGGAACACGGGGAACUUAACUCUGUCAAGUGGCGCUGUCCCAGCCUACAAACUGUCCUUGGCAACAUCGCCACUUACCAGCUGGGGUCAUUUCUCCCCCGAUGGCUGGGGGAACCCCUACUGCCCCUGAGCAAAGGGGCCCUGGGAGCAGAAGGAUCGCCGGCUCCGAGGCCCGUGAGGGUUGCUGUCGUUCGAUGGCGACGCAGCGGGGGGAUCACCCUCCCUGGGGUGUCCUGCCGAGCUAGCCGGGCCCUCUCAGCUCCAGGGCAUGAAUGAGGGGCGCGCCUUCGGUGAGGUGUAGAGGGUCCCCACUAGCUUAAAGAGAGCUGAGCGCAAGCGGGGGCCGCCGGGCUGACUACAAGGAUGCCCCGGGAGGUGACAGCAAUGCCUCCUCCCGGCGACCAGAGGUCAGUCCUCCGCUAUCCCAGAGUGCCCCGCACUCCGGAAGUGCCUGGCUUCCCGGAAGUGCCCGGCUGGCUGACAGAGUUCAGCCUCUCCCGGGCGCUGCCGGCGGAAGGUUGCCGCUCCGAGGCUUGAGUGGCCUCUGAGGUCCGGCUGCAGGUUGGGGUGGGCGUUGGGAGGGAGCAGGGCGGCGGGAUGAUGGAGGAGGAGGAACUGGAAUUCGUGGAGGAGCUGGAAGCCGUGCUGCAGCUCACCCCAGACGUGCAGCUCGCCAUCGAGCAGGUAUUUCCAAGCCAGGAUCCUCUAGAUCGAGCAGAUUUCAAUGCUGUGGAGUAUAUCAACACCCUGUUCCCAACGGAGCAAUCUCUGGCAAACAUUGACGAAGUCGUGAACAAAAUUAGACUGAAAAUAAGGAGACUGGAUGACAAUAUUCGAACUGUCGUAAGAGGUCAGACAAAUGUGGGGCAGGACGGCAGGCAGGCACUCGAAGAGGCCCAGAAAGCUAUUCAGCAACUCUUUGGGAAAAUCAAAGAUAUCAAGGAUAAGGCAGAAAAAUCAGAGCAAAUGGUGAAAGAAAUCACCCGAGACAUUAAGCAGUUGGAUCACGCCAAACGCCACCUGACCACCUCCAUCACAACGCUGAACCACCUGCACAUGCUGGCGGGCGGCGUGGAUUCCCUCGAAGCCAUGACCAGGCGAAGGCAGUAUGGAGAAGUUGCUAAUCUUCUUCAGGGCGUCAUGAAUGUUCUGGAGCACUUCCACAGAUACAUGGGCAUUCCACAGAUCCGGCAGCUGUCUGAAAGAGUGAAGGCCGCCCAGACUGAGUUAGGACAGCAAAUCCUGGCCGAUUUUGAAGAAGCAUUUCCUUCCCAGGGUACCAAGAGGCCGGGAGGACCGAGCAAUGUCCUGAGAGAUGCGUGUCUGAUUGCCAAUAUUUUGGACCCCAGAAUCAAACAGGAAAUCAUCAAAAAGUUUAUUAAACAGCAUCUGUCAGAGUACCUAGUACUUUUUCAAGAAAACCAGGAUGUUGCCUGGCUGGACAAAAUUGACAGACGCUAUGCCUGGAUCAAACGCCAGCUCGUGGACUAUGAGGAGAAGUACGGCCGGAUGUUUCCGCGAGAGUGGUACAUGGCUGAGAGGAUCGCGGUGGAAUUUUGCCACAUCACAAGGACGGAACUUGCCAAGAUCAUGCGUACUCGAGCAAAGGAAAUUGAAGUGAAAUUGCUUCUUUUUGCUAUUCAGAGAACAACGAACUUUGAGGGCUUUCUUGCAAAACGCUUCUCUGGGUGCACCCUGACCGAUGGCACUCUGAAGAAACCCGAGUCUCCACCCGCCUCCACCAACCCCUUCCUGGAGGAUGAGGCAGCACCGGAGAUGGAGGAACUGGCGAUGGAGAAAGGCGAUUCCGAGCAACCAAAGAAGCCUAAAGCCCCAGACAAUCCAUUUCACGGCAUUGUUUCCAAGUGUUUUGAGCCUCAUCUCUACGUGUAUAUUGAGUCCCAGGACAAAAACCUUGGUGAACUGAUAGAUCGGUUCGUGGCCGAUUUCAAGGCCCAGGGGCCCCCUAAGCCCAGCAUGGAUGAGGGGGGCGCCGUGCUCCCCAGCUGCGCCGACCUCUUCGUCUACUACAAGAAGUGCAUGGUGCAGUGCUCGCAGCUCAGCACCGGGGAGCCCAUGAUCGCCCUGACCACCAUUUUCCAGAAGUACCUCCAAGAAUACGCCUGGAAAAUCCUCUCUGGCAACCUGCCCAAAACCACAAGCAGCAGCGGCGGGCUGACCAUCAGCAGCCUCCUCAAGGAGAAGGAGGGCUCGGAAGUGGCCAAGUUCACGCUCGAGGAGCUCUGCCUUAUCUGCAGCAUCCUGAGCACCGCCGAGUACUGCCUGGCCACCACCCAGCAGCUCGAAGAAAAGCUCAAGGAGAAAGUCGACGUCAGUCUGAUUGAACGAAUCAACCUGAGUGGAGAAAUGGACACAUUUAGCACAGUCAUCUCCAGCAGCAUUCAGCUGCUGGUUCAGGAUCUGGAUGCUGCCUGCGACCCUGCCCUGACGGCCAUGAGCAAGAUGCAGUGGCAGAAUGUGGAGCACGUCGGUGACCAGAGCCCCUACGUCACCUCUGUCAUUCUUCACAUUAAGCAGAAUGUCCCCAUCAUCCGUGACAACCUGGCUUCCACACGGAAAUACUUCACUCAGUUCUGCAUUAAAUUUGCAAACUCCUUCAUUCCCAAGUUCAUCACACACCUCUUCAAGUGCAAGCCAAUUAGCAUGGUGGGCGCAGAACAGCUGCUGCUGGACACCCACUCCCUGAAGAUGGUCCUGCUCGACCUGCCGUCCAUCGGCUCGCAGGUGGUGCGGAAGGCCCCGGCCAGCUACACCAAGAUUGUGGUCAAGGGCAUGACCCGUGCCGAGAUGAUCCUCAAGGUGGUGAUGGCCCCUCACGAGCCGCUGGUGGUGUUUGUGGACAACUACAUCAAGCUCCUGACGGACUGCAACACAGAGACCUUCCAGAAGAUCCUGGACAUGAAGGGGCUGAAGAGGAGCGAGCAGAGCAGCACGCUGGAGCUCUUCCGCCAGCGGCUCCCCACCCCGCCCUCCGGGCCCGAGGGCUCCAGCUCUCUGUCCCUCCUGGCUCCGACUCCAGAACAGGAAUCCUCUCGCAUCCGCAAACUGGAGAAACUAAUUAAAAAGCGACUGUAGGGGAGCCAAGGGGCACUUUCCCCCUUGGCCGGUGACCCCCAGCACCCAGGUGCCCAGAAGCCCCCUCCCCUCCCGGGCUCCCCCGACUCCCAGAUCAUCAGCCUGGAAAGUCCCUGGGACAUGUGGGUCAUUAAUGUGUCCCCCCCGUGCUCUGUCUCAAUUCCUGGCCUAACUGCAGAGCCCAGUCAGGGCCAGAUAAGAAAAAGGCGAUGGAGGCGGCCUCUGAUUCCGGUCGCCGAGGCGGCAGUGGGUGAAAGGUCCCUGGGCGUCCCUCGCCGUCCCCUGGCCACUCUGGACUGGUCCAGGUGUCAUGGGCUCUGCAGCCUCGCCUCUCGGUCAGACCCUCAGGCGUGUGGCUCUGUUCCCUUCCAUGCCUCUGUCCCCAAAGCGUGGGAGGACCUCAACCCUCCUCUCCGCCUGCUGUGAUUUGAGGCCACCUCUGGGACCAGACUCCUAAGAGAUGAACUCUGAGCUUGGCUCCAGGAGCCGAGUUAUGAAGUGACAGGUGACAGCCGUGGGAAACGAGCCUUCCUUUGCCGAGACGGUGGAAGCAGGAGGCCUCUUGUGUGUGAAUCCCAGGUUCCUGGUAUGUGUGCUUCUGGCCCUUCUCCUGACUUGGCCGAGUUACCCUGUGUUCACCUCCGCUGCCCUCUGUAUGCGGAGGGCUCCCCCGAGACCGCCUGCCCAGGAGGAUGGCACAGCUGUCCCCGCUGUGGGGCUCCUGCCAGGGCCGGGGCAGACCCCCUCCCACUCCGAGAGAGGGUUCUGUUUGGCCCACUCGCUGCGUAACAUAAACACAUUUUCUUUUUUCUUUUUAUUUUUUUAUUUACUCCCUCCCUGCUCCUGACUGGCUUCCAGGGAAGGGAUGGCAUCUGUGAAGGGAAACCAGGAAGCUUUCCCAGCAAACCCAUCCGAGGCUUUCUCCUCAGAUAAAACUCUAAGAAAAAGCCUAAGAGGCCUGAUCCUCUAAUCCCCUUACUGCCAUCUUCAAAUCCAGAGUACUUUCCAGAAUCAUCUGAAACAGCAAAGAUGAGGCGCAGCCCCAGCCGACAUGUUACUUUAUCACUAAUGAGAAAGAACCUGGGUCCCUGAUGCCUGAGGAUGAGAAUACUGAUUUCAAACACGUCCUCAGAGCCUGGCCCAGCCCACACACACCCCGGCCCAUCUGCCGUGUCCUCCGCGGGCCCCUGGCCCGCACUGCUUUGCAGAAGAGAACUGUCCUUCAGAGCUGCCUCAGCCCCCUGUGUCCCAAGAACAGGCAGUGUGGUUGUCCUGGCUCACCUGGUUCACCGGAAACCAGGCCUCGGUUAACUGUGAUCACGGCCUGCGGCGGCUGCUGUUGGUGUCAGCGUUUGUCCCGGGGCUCGGAACAGUUUGUGGGCCGGGUGGGGAGAGAGGUGAGGAGGUAGGCGUGCGCGAGCAGGUCUCAGGAUCACAUUAGGAUGUGAGAUGAUAACUCUGGAAAGGAUUUUCAGGAUGCAGUUUCCUGGAAAUCCAUGAAACUUGUGACAGCCAGACAGCAGGGGGCUUUAAGGUUUGGAGAUCUGACCAGGAGCAUCGGUCGUCUCUCCCCUUCUUGUCUUCCCUGUGUCACCACCCGGCACCGUCCCCUUUCCUCCCCAUCGGCCUCGUCCGCCCCAACUUGGAACCUGGGCCUGGUUUCUUUUAUCAGCUUCCGGCCUGUGACUCUCACAGGUUGAGCAUCUCAAACUUAAGAACACUGGGAAAAGUAGGUGGCGGAAGAGAGAGGUCUUGCCUUCAGCUGAGCCCUGUUAGGAAAAGAUGCUAAAAAGAGGCAGGCAGGAUGGGCAGGGAGGCGGGGGCAGCCCCGGGCAGCUCGCUGGAUAAAGUGCCCUCCACCCUGGUGAGCUUGUCCAGCCCGCGCGGACUGAGACCGUUCUUCUCCCGCCCUUGAAGGAGAAGGGGCGAGGGCCCAGCUCCAGACAGCUGCCUCUGCCGUCUGUCAUCGACCUGGUGGCUGGAGAGGCCCGCGGGCUCCCACACCUGAUUCCUGUCACUCUCCGUGUUUACAGGUCCACACUUCUCUCUGCGGCUCGUUCACGAGGAGUCAUUUUCUGGACGUCUCCAUAAUGGCAUUGAGAUGUCAAGCCACUGUCCCCCCCCCACCCCCACCCCCGUGGUGAUCCCUGCCCAGGAAGUUGCUUUCUUGAUUUAUUACACUGUCAGUGAUCUCCGAGGAGCCAACAGAUGUCAGUAGGAGUUAUGUGCAGUGUCCUGUUGACGGGCUCUGAGCGCUGUGUUCGCGUCCUGAACAGACAGCGUGUGCUUCUCAGCUGGGGGUCUGCGUCAGGUGCCUGGAGAUUGUGAGUCCCUCAGUCCGGAGUGGGGCCCACCUGUAGAUUUACACGUGCCGUAGGUGAUUCUCCUGUUGACUCCUUGUGAAGAGCCGUUGUAACAGAAUUUGCUUUAUGGAGGGGUUCCUGUAGCACAUCUUCAUAAAUGGGUAUUUUCUCCUGCCUCGGAGCAAGUGUAAUAACUGUCCAGCUGAGCUCGUACCCAAGUGGGAAGGGUGUUUGGGCUGAUUUCCAGCUGCUUUCUUUUUGAAUCGUGUUGAUGGCAGGGACCGUGGCGGACAUUGUGCUGUCCCCAUACUGACGAGGAUUCUUGUUUCGAUGACUGAGCCCGAAACAGAAGGUUUGUUUACUACUGUCGCUUUGCAGUAAUACAGAAAAAAGAACGCAUUUAUAAAAACGGUGGCUGACAACUCUGUUCUCAGCUGAAUUAGAUGUCCGACCAGUUUUGUGCCCCCCCCCCGCCGCCCCUGCACCACUUUCUCUUUCCCCUUAAAAAAAACUUUGAAGUCACCUUAUGGGGUUAAAAUAAAUAUUGGUAAUUUAUAAUCAAUAAAAA